UGUCAAACAUCUACUUCUUAUGUUUCCUUUCUCACCUUUUCACAACUGUCUGUCCAGGCAAACUGCUCCGACAUUCGUCACGCGACCCUACCAGAUGUCAGUAUCAAGUCACCGCAUCUAUUCAUACUCAGGUCAGGCUAGAUGGGUGACCUGUCGCUACUUGAGGCUUACCGAGACAAACGUGUGGCCAAGCGGCCAAGGCAGAUAAGGCCAGGUACCGUGCAAGUGCACCACGACAUGGAAUUGCGUACCCGCUGAUAGAGAUUUGGGCGGCACUUCUAAGCCGAGGUGCAGGCAAAGGGGCCCUGCAAUGACUGGCUACUAGCGCCUUUGCGUGCUCAGGUAUCACUGCAGCUGUGAGUAACCCGGUCACCUGGACACGUGGAGGACUUGUUUUCAGGGAUCAUUGAUCAGUCAACAACCAACGUCAGUCGAUAAGUCGGUCCAGGUUAGCUCUCAGUUCAAAGACUACCACAACGUGCUCGCAAGCCGAAUAAAAAGCUUGAUUUACUAAUUGAGGAAGGGCAACUUUGUUCAGCUCAUCAGUAUUUUAUCCUGUCAUAUAUACUAAGUUUUAUCAUCCAUCAAAGAAAAUAUUUAUUAUUUAAAUCUCGGUUGCUCAAACACAAGAAAUGACUAUUACCGUGGGCCGAUUUAUGAUUCUCCACUAGCAAAUGUGGUUCACUUCCUCGCUGUUGGUCAGCACUACUUGAUAGAGCGUAUGAUGUCAAAGGAUUCAUGGUGAUAAAAAGACGAAUGAGUACGCAAAAGUUCGAGAGCAACAGCAGCCCUCAGGCUGCCUGGGACUAUGCUGUACGGAAGGAGAGAGACAUCUUACUAUGGAGACGGAUUUACCUCGUUCAUUCACCUGAGGUGCCAAGUACUGGCUCAGUUCACUUCAUCAGCAACCUAACUCAGUCCAGCCAUCCUCAUUUACUUCAUUUCAUUAACUUAAUUUCACAUCACUUCACCUCCCAUCCGCUCUCUCUCGCAAAAUAAGUUAUUUGAAUAAAACAUUUUAAAUGUAUUAUUCGGGUUUGAAGCUAUUGGUUUAUCCCUGAAAAUCAGCUCUGAUCAAAGCAAGGCACAGGUCUUGCCUCUUCGCAGCGGACAAGCUGCUCCAACACAUCUCCAUCUUGCACCAAAGAGUUGAUCGACAUGAGUGGCUCCACAACGCCUCGUUUCGGCUACGAUGUCCUCUCCGUAUUCGACGUUCCUUCAAACGCCCGAGAUUUCCUCGCCGACGUCAUCGAGUCCAGUCGAGCACCAGAAGAGACCGAAGAGCUUUUCCAAGAGAGCCUGCUAGCACGCGCUGCAGAUUGGCAUUAUCUGAUCGAAUGUGCUAAGUCCAUGCGAAGAGCUCGCCCAGAAGAUAGAAACAGCUUGCAAGCGCAAGACGUCCUUGCAGACGUAUGGUACGCACUGAGCGGGCAGGAUCCUCCACCUGGUGAGGAGCCAUGGGAAUUAACCGACAGGCUUAUUGCUCGGACUAAACAGCUCGACGUUGACCCCAAAAUCCGACCACCACAUAUCACCGAGCAAAUCGAAAAUCACCGACAACAGUGGCUUGGAUCAAAGGUUUUCCCAAAGACAACGACAUGUCUCACAACAUCCCCUUAUUGGUCUGACCAGCCUCAUGGGAGGCGCCCAGAAGGGAGUAACAACCUUGCGAAAUGGAAAGAUCGAGCAUGCCUCCCUCUAGCUUCCUCACAAGCUCGCGUCUCUGCAAUACUACAUUCACAAACACCCGACAAUGAGACUUAUCAAACUCUGAGUGUUGAUAAGCCUGCUGGUGGGCAGGGUUCCCCGCAAGAAGUCGCUCUGUGCGACAUGACCCUGAUUCUCAAGCCUCAAAGUUCAAUUUCACCAUACUUUGUAGCCACUUCAGCAUCGGACGAGGCUGGCCAAGCCAUUGCACUGGCGCGAAAGCGACCAUUGCGGGGAACUGUUCCUUCAGUCCCCUUCGCGCCUCUCACAUCGCAGGAGUUUGGUCUUAUCCAAGAAAAGUUUGCCCACGAACCAUUCUGGCUCCUCACUGUGGUGACGUUCCUGAUCCGGACUAAGGGCACGCAAGCAAUCCCUACAUUUUAUAAGGUAAAAGAACGAUUUCCUACGCCAACACACAUUGCAAGUGAAGGAAACACCGAACCGCUCGUCGAGAUGAUACGCCAUCUUGGCCUUGCGGAGCACCGUGUAAGUUUGAUGAAGAAGUAUGCUCGGGGCUUCUUGGACCAGCCUCCAGUUGCUGGCAUCUAUCACAGGGUGAAGAAGUAUGACCAUAGGGACAUUGACCCACUGAGCCUCUAUCAACAUAAAGGAAGUAGUGCACUGUUGGUGGACAAAGACUCAUAUGGGCAAGAUCUUUUAGAGGCCUGGGAGAUUGGACACCUUACACAAGGCAAGUAUGCUCUAGACAGCUGGCGCAUCUUCUGUCGGGAUGAGCUACUUGGGCGAGCGACGGGCUGGAACGGCGAGGACAGAGAUCCUAAACUUCAGCCUGAAUGGAUGAGGGUUCGUCCAGAUGAUAAAGAAUUAAGGGCAUAUUUGAGAUGGAUGUGGAUGAAGGAGGGCUGGGAAUGGAACCCAGACACAGGUGAGCGUACAGUGCUGUGCGAAGAGUUGCGAAAUGCUGUCAAUGAAGGGAGAGUUGUGUAUGAUGAGAAGGGUGGGUUGAAGAUUCACAAUCUGGCCUAUUCAGCAAACGCCUUGACAUUAGGGGAGGAAGAAUUGAUGGCUGAGAGCUAAAGGAAAGUCAUUGUUGACUGAUCAACCUUGUCCUGCUGCGUUGGUUACUCGUACGAGUAUAUACUUCGUAGGUAGCUGUUGAGUAAACACUAAAGUAAAGGCUAAACAGAUUCAAAGACAAAAAGUCCAUCCACCUACCACAGAUUAUACCUAGGUACCCGUA
Messenger RNA from Fusarium odoratissimum NRRL 54006, 2908 nucleotides. RefSeq lists its product as uncharacterized. Gene Ontology annotation, biological process: DNA repair. Gene Ontology annotation, cellular component: nucleus. The record is from RefSeq and is a predicted model, not a curated record. The transcript has a single exon. The coding region runs from base 1159 to 2745 and encodes 528 amino acids. NCBI's taxonomy places the organism in Eukaryota, Fungi, Ascomycota, Sordariomycetes, Hypocreales, Nectriaceae. Gene Ontology annotation, molecular function: catalytic activity; DNA binding.